AUGGUUUCGAAUCCACAGUUAUCAAACUUUUAUAUACUCAAUCUCACUGGCAUAGAUGUCAGCGGUGUGGCUCUAGAAGAUACAAGCUUCGGAAAUGGCGGGGUUCUGAUUGAUUCGAGGACGGUGAUCACUAGACUAGCACCAUCAGUUUAUAACGCUUUGAAAACAGAGUUUUUGAAACAGUUUUCUGGUUACCCUUUUGCACCAGGGCUUUCAAUUUUGGAUACCUGUUUUAAUCUCACUAGUAUUGAGGAAGUUAGCAUACCUACCCUAAGUAUGCAUUUUGAGGAUAAUGUUGAUCUGAAUGUGGAUACAGCUGUUAUUCUGUAUAUGGUAAAAGAUGAUAUUUCACAAGUUUGGCACUUGCAAGUCUCUCUGAAGAAAAUGACAUGGCCAUUAUUGGGAAUUAUCAGCAAAGGAAUCAGAGGGUAA
Vicia villosa (hairy vetch) is the source of this 432-nucleotide messenger RNA. RefSeq names its product aspartyl protease family protein At5g10770-like. Gene Ontology annotation, biological process: proteolysis. The transcript has a single exon. The coding region runs from base 1 to 432 and encodes 143 amino acids. The record is from RefSeq and is a predicted model, not a curated record. Lineage: Eukaryota; Viridiplantae; Streptophyta; Magnoliopsida; Fabales; Fabaceae. Gene Ontology annotation, molecular function: aspartic-type endopeptidase activity.